This is a messenger RNA of Suillus paluster, 2076 nucleotides long. RefSeq lists its product as uncharacterized. Gene Ontology annotation, biological process: nucleolar large rRNA transcription by RNA polymerase I; RNA polymerase I preinitiation complex assembly. Gene Ontology annotation, cellular component: RNA polymerase I core factor complex; RNA polymerase transcription factor SL1 complex. NCBI's taxonomy places the organism in Eukaryota, Fungi, Basidiomycota, Agaricomycetes, Boletales, Suillaceae. Gene Ontology annotation, molecular function: RNA polymerase I core promoter sequence-specific DNA binding. Bases 49 to 1830 code for a protein of 593 amino acids. The transcript is spliced from 10 exons. The record is from RefSeq and is a predicted model, not a curated record.
CUGUGUCACGUGGGUCUUCUUUUUGCUUCUUGUACAGUGACGUGUAGGAUGGCACCACGACGCAAGUGUCCUGUUUGUGGGUCAAAGCAAUGGCACAAGGACUCUUCAAGUGGCCUUGUCGCCUGCAGUGAAGGUCACGUCAUCCAGAACUACAGAAAUGAAUCAGGCGAAACGCAGGAUCUAGGUAAUUACACCAUGAGGAAGCGCACUCUAAAAUCAGGCCGUCAGAAGAAAGCAAGGCAGAGCAGAGCCGAUCCCAAGCUGUAUCAUGGCGAACGUGCACGCUUUCACUAUUAUCAAUGUUUGCAGCUAGUCCUGCGGAAGCAAAUCGCAGCAUUAAUUGCACUUUGGGAUCUACCGCCCGAAUUUCAAAUUGUAUGCAGAGACACAUGGGCGUUACAUUUGACUCUUUUGCCAAGACCACCCCCUGCGGAACCUUACCACCACAUGCGAGAGCAGAAGGGUGAUGACCCGGACGCUGAUGGUAUAAAGCCAUCAUUAGAAAAUCCCGAAGAGUAUAAAUCUGAUGAUGACGACGACGAUGGCGACCGUCAGUCGUCCUCUUCCAGCAGUGAAGAGGAAGACCCGGAGCUUGCAGAGCUACUACGUGAAAAUUCCGAAUUCAGUUCUUCUGACGAGGAAAAGGGCCAUACUUCUCAAAAGCAAGGGGUUCAGCCAAGUUACCGAUUCAUUGGUGCAUAUGACCGCCCCGUCAACUGUAUUGCUGUUCUCGUGAUCGCAUGUUGGGCUAUGCGCUUGCCUGUUAUGUACAAGGAUUUCAUCGACGUCAUUGAAUCUUAUGAACUCCCUUAUUUGGAUUUUCUUCGCCUCCUCCCUUCCGAUAUGACCUGUCAUCUGACGAAGCACGCUGUUCGCGCCCUCUCUCCUCGUUUCCCCCCAAACACACUUUACGUUCACCGCCUUGCCUCUCGCUUGGCAAAGCUCAUGUAUGCGAAUUAUGGCGUGUUCACACCAGAGCUGAACGCGUCGCCCGUCUUAUGGCGAGUCGUGCAUCAAUGUCUCGGCAGCACUCCUACGUUGUACAGGCUCACGAAGAGGCUCGGUCAUAUCCUAUCACUGCCGUUAACGCUCCACCACAGUCUGUCAGCCACGUUACUGCGCGUCGCACCGGGCGAUCCCGAAAGUCACUUGUAUGACAACGUUCCGCCGGAGCUUGCGCUUGUGGCCACAGCAAUCGUCGUAUUGAAACUUGUGUAUGGCCUCGACGGGAAACUGAGGCUCCCACGGGUUGUAGAGGAUCCCGCGUGCGCCCUUCCAGAUGUUAAUGGUUACCUUUCGGCAUUCGGGGGGAUGGAAGAAGCGGAUGACCGGCAUAAUGAAAAGCGAUUUAGCUCCAGGGUUCCUAUGUCAACCGGCGAUACAGAUGACGCGACAUUAGACGAAUUCCUCGAUUUUUGUGAAAGAGUGUUGGUGAAACCGCAAAGUGGUGACGCAGAUCAACAAAUCCUGGACAAUUAUUUCCCACUGUCGACUGAAAACCGAGGAGCUAGAUCGGAAGUGAUAGUUCGUCAUAGCACCGCCCAAAGGCUGUCGGCGACCAACAUCAACAAAGGUGAGACAGAUGUUCUGCAACCAGGAGAAUCGUACACCAUCUACCAUUCUCGCGAUGUCCUGGGAAACCUCCCAGAGGAGCAGAUGCUGAUCAUCAGGCGAUCUGCAAAAUGGGUUGGUGUCAGCGAUGAUUACUUGUGUGGGGUAGUUGAGCGGUUUGAGCGGCGACUUCGAAGGUGGUAUUACAAAGAGCGACGACGAGAGAGGGAAGAGCAAGAUGCAGAAGAAGAGAGGCUAUCCGAUGGAAUGGAGGAUUGAAGGCUAACGCUGUCCGAUGGGCCGUCUCCAAAAAUAGCGGAUAUCACGAACGUGAUCAAGUUUUCUUUUUUGUAACUUGCAGACGUCGUGGCACUGCCGAUAAUUCCGUCAUCAUUCAUCAGGGUAAUAACGUUCUAGUUGCCUGCUGUAUGCAGGGUCGUUCACACGUACCUAAGGCACUUUUUGAUCUUCGUGUGAGCUAGUACAUAAGUCCAUGCGUAGUCCAAAUCCUUGAAUUAUCGAAAC